Messenger RNA from Eriocheir sinensis (Chinese mitten crab), 7052 nucleotides. RefSeq names its product diuretic hormone receptor-like. Gene Ontology annotation, cellular component: plasma membrane. NCBI's taxonomy places the organism in Eukaryota, Metazoa, Arthropoda, Malacostraca, Decapoda, Varunidae. Gene Ontology annotation, molecular function: peptide hormone binding; G protein-coupled peptide receptor activity; diuretic hormone receptor activity. The record is from RefSeq and is a predicted model, not a curated record. The transcript is spliced from 10 exons. Bases 3329 to 5044 code for a protein of 571 amino acids. Gene Ontology annotation, biological process: adenylate cyclase-modulating G protein-coupled receptor signaling pathway; cell surface receptor signaling pathway.
AGAAUGAGGAGAAACGUAAUGAGAGGAGGAGGAAUAAAGAAUAACCGAUAAUUAAGAGGGACCAACAUUAAUAGGAGGAAGAAAAGGAUUAGGAUUAAGAGGAUUAGGAAGCAAUAAUGGAAACACUCAAGUCUUUAAACUCUUGGAAACACUUUGAAACACUUGGAAUACUUACAAGUACUUACGAACACUUAUAACACUUUUGUAAAUAUAGAUAACCCUCGGUACACAUGGAACACUUGAUAAUCUUAAAAUCCAAUGAACAAGGAGACAUUUAGAACACCGAGGAACUAUUAGAAAACAUUGGGAUGACUCUACAAUUAAGCAUUCUUUGCCUCACCCACCACCACCAGCACCACCACCAUCACCUCCACCACCACCACCGGAACUGAGAGGCUGCCCGAGGGAACCACAAAACCCCAAGAGCCUCUUAUUUUAAACUCCCCUUCAAGGCCACUCGACGGGCCCUGAAGACAAUAGCCCCCGAGCCGGAGCCCUUCACCUGCCACCCUUGCUGAGGAGGGAACUAACAACCACACCAUCCAUCCAUCCAUUCAUUCACCCAUCCAUUCAACCAUCCAUCUGUCCAUCCAACCAACCAGCCUACCAUCCAUCCACCCACCCAUUCAACCAUCCAUCCAUCCAUCUAUCCAUCCAUCCAACCAACCAGGCAGCCAGCCAGUCAACCAUCUAUCAUCCACCCAUCCAACCAGUCAGUCUACCAUCCAUCCAUGCAUCCAUCCAGCCAGCCAGCCAGGAAGCGUCAACACUAACCAGUCUUGCAAACUAGCCAGCCAUCAGUUACUUAGCAGGACAAUCACCUUACCAGUUAGUUUACCAAGUUGUUAUUCAGCCUACAGUUCAAACAGCUUGCCAGCCAACCUGCCACUCACCUUACCAGCCGGCCAGCCAGGCAGUCAGUUGUACAGUUAGCCCACCACUCCGUUGGUUUGACAGACAAGUAAACACAUACACAGACGCAUGGACAGGCAACUAGCCAUCAAACUACUCAGCCGACUGGUCAGUUAUUGAGUGAGACAACCGGUCAACCUGUCAGUCAGCCACGCCCGCUGCGAAGACGAUUGGGAGGAAGAAGAAUGAGAAUGAGAAAUGGAAGAAGGGGACGAAGAAAGAAUCGACGAUAAUGAGGACGGAUGAAAACGAAUAGGAGGAAGACAAGGGUGAGAAGGACGAUAAAUAGGAAGAAAUAUUGGAAACAAGUCGAAUGUCUGGACGCACUUCAAAACACUUGGACUGACAGUUACCAAACCAGCCAGUCCAUUACGCAGAUACCGAGACAGAUAGUUUGGUAACGGAUUAAUUGGCCAGUCAGUUAACUUGAUAGUCAGUGGCCUCCAGUCAGUCAGCCCUCCACUCAGUCAACCAGCCGCCAGACAAAACAAACCAGCAGCCCGCCAGACACUCAUCGUAAUUCUGUGAUCGUCGGCAGCCUUGCAGGUGGUUGCCGGGGGUCGGGUCUCGGGUGAUCCUUGUCCAAAAAAACUUCAAUUGCUUCAGGGAGAGUUUAAAACCUUCUUCCACACUUUAGGAAAACUCUAAGCUCUGAAACGCUGAGGGAAAUUUCAAAACAGAAUGACCUCUUGAGGAUAUUUUGUGCCACUUAUUCAUUGUUACUCCUUUAACCAUGCCUGAAGAUAAGUAAAUUUUUAAUGGCAAGAAACAUAACGCCGGAUGACGCACAAAAAGAAGUAUUAUAAAGUAUUUUUCAACACGCCUUAAGAAUAUUUUGCGGUAGUAUUUCGAGUAUUUAAACAAAAGGAAAAUAUUAUUCGCCUGUAUUUAAUCAACCAUAAGAAACCGUAAAAGCGUUUAAAUAAGCAUUGUUAGGUGGGGACAACGGCGCAAGGAAUAAAGCCAAACAAGACCACAAUGCGAAGUCUCACUAAUGCUGCCUUACCCCCGAGGUCAGUUUUUACGCCAGGUGCAUGUGUUAAGCGACUAUCGUGCUAAGCGUUCAUUAUGCCGAGUGUAGAUUUACCUCUGCAUGUCUCGAGUGUACACUGAUGCCGGGCGCGGAGGUGUGUGCGGAGUGUAUCUGGUUCAGGCCGAGAGUGCAGACGAUUGUGCCGAGUGUAACCUGUAGGUGUAGAAAAGAAAGGGCGUUCGUGAUGGUUGAGAUCUCUUUUGAUGAUUUAGUGCUGGUGGUGGUGAUGAUGAUGGUGGUGUGUGUGUGUGUGUGUGUGUGUGUGUGUGUGUGUGUGUGUGUGUGUGUGUGUGUGUGUGUGUGUGUGUGUUCGUAUUCGUAUCCUACCUGUAUGCAUUUCUCUUUUAGGUCCUCAGUGUAUGUGGUUACCAACUUUGCAGUGCUGACGCUCCGGUCCGUGUGCGUGCGUGCGUGUGUGUUAUGCUGAGUGACUAAGACAAAAAAAUAUUGCAACUCUGUGAAACGAAAAGUCAUUGGUAGAAAAAAAGAGUGAACGGCUGCAGCAAAAAAAAAAAAAAAAAAAAAGGAUGUUUAAAGUAAAAAGAUGAAUUCAAGGUAAACACAUCAGGAAUAGACGGACAAAGUAACAAAAAUAACUAAAAAGAAGGUGGAUAGGGAAAAAAGAACAGUUGAAACAGGAAAGGAAAAAGACUGGACAGAAAAAAGACAGAGAAGAGAAGCAGGAUAUUGUCAUUUGGUGAACAGAUUCUCGAUAAAGCAUAUUGAAAAGGAAGUUAUUUGGGGAGCAGGAUAAAGUGAAUGAAGGAAAAUAAUGAAAUGAGGAAUUGAGAAAAAUAUAUAAGAAACCAAUUAAAAAAAUAGGAGCAAGGAGUGAAAACGAUUAAAAGAGAAAGGCAGACUGGGAAAACAGAGGCGUGAAAAUAGCUCAGUGUUGAAACUACUUAGGAUAACAUAUUAAGAGAACAUUAAACAUCUUUCGAUAAACCAUAAAUAGUGAUUAGAGAAACAGUGGAAAGAGAGAAAAAAAAGAACAGAAAAUAGGGACAUAAUAAGCUAAGGAUUUUUUUUUUUUCACUGAAAAUUAGAGGAAAAAAAACAAGACCAACAAAAAGCGUACUGAAUCAGAUAAGCAUAUAAACAGAAGGACGAGACAAGCAGUACAAGGCAAUACAAGAACACUGGAAAAUGAUCACCGAUAGAACUAAACCAUCACUCAAAUGAAAAAAUAAAACUUGGUGUGUAUGAACAAAAUUUCUUCGAAAGUGCAAACUCAGCGAAACAAUGAACGAAGAACAGAGAUGACGAUGUCCACAACCGUGAUUAAGUGAGACCAAUAACAACCCUCGUGACAAGAACAAUAAACUAAACAUUCCGUCAUGGCGUAGACCACCACCACCACCGCCACCACACCCACAGGCCACUAUGCCGGCCAUCAGUGACCCAAGCGACGACCCCAUCGGGUAUCCGGACCCAGGACCGGACCCGGAUGAGAUAGGCAUGGACAUAGGAGGAGAAGACGAGGAGAAUGGCGAGGCAGGACUGGGCCAGGACCCGGAGAUCGACUUGGCCCAACUCCGGACGCUGAUGUGGAACCGCUUCAUGGAACAGUCGACGGUGAUCGUGAACGCAACGGACGACGACCAGAAGGUGCUGCACUGCUUCGACCAGUUUGUGGCGUCGCUGAUGGAGCCGGAGUACGGCGGCGCCAUGGCGGGGGCGUGCCCGGUGAAGUUUGACGGCGUGUCGUGCUGGCCGCAGACGCCGCCGGGCACGCUGCGGGUCAUCCCCUGCUUCGACGUGUUCAAUGGCGUCUACUACGACCCAUCCGAAAACAACGCUACCCUAUACUGCUACGCUAACGGGACCUGGUCGAGCCGCUCCUUCUACAACUACUGCCUCAACGCCAUCACCAACCCGCCCGGCCAUCACGUCAGCGCCUCCGUCAACACAAUUCAGACCAUUUUCUACGUCGGGAACUCGCUCAGCCUCGCAGCAGUCGCUCUCGCCCUCUGGAUCUUCAUCUCCUUCAAGGACCUGAGAUGUCUGCGCAACACCAUCCACACCAACCUGCUCUUCACCUACCUGAUGCACAACCUCUUCUGGAUCAUCUACGCCUCCGUCAAGGGUUUGGUGGCUGUCUACGUGGGCUGCAGCUUCUUCGUUACGCUCCACUACUUCACGCUAACCAACUUUAUGUGGAUGUUUGUGGAAGGCUUCUACCUCUACAUGCUGGUGGUCAAAACGUUUUCGGUGGAGAACAUCAAGCUGCGAGUCUACACGCUCAUAGGCUGGGGUGUUCCGGUUCCUAUAAUGGCGCUUUGGGUAAUAUUAAAGGCCCAGCUCUUUCUCAACCACGAUGGGUCUGAGAUGGAUGGCACGGCGAUGGACGGGCAGGAGCUGGAGGGGGAGCUAAGAACGUGUCCGCUGAUGCCUGCGAGCCACUUCGACUGGCUGCACAAAAUCCCCGUGCUGGUGGUGCUCUCCCUCAACCUGCUCUUCCUGGGGCGCAUCAUGUGGGUCCUGAUCACCAAGCUACGGUCGGCCAACACGGUGGAGACGCAGCGCUACCGUAAGGCUACCAAGGCGUUGCUGGUGCUCAUCCCGCUGUUGGGCCUCACCUACAUGCUGCUCAUCGCCCUGCCGCAGGAGCUGGAGCACGUGCGGGCCGUCCUCCUCUCCACGCAAGGGUUCUGGGUGGCGCUGUUCUUCUGCUUCCUGAACAGCGAGGUACAGAACAGCAUCCGACAUCACAUCGAGCGCUGGAAGACUGCCCGUGGCCUGGCCGACCCCCGCUGCCCCUCCGUCAGGCACAGAGACGGCUCGCCCAGACCCAAGACCGACUGUUCCAGUUACGGGAGACGGCUAUUCGGAGGCAAGAGGGAGUCCUUGUGUUCAGAAGUGACCACCAUGACGACCUACGUGGCCAAUGGCUAUAACCCCGUCAGCACACAGACCACCACCACCACCACCACCACCUCCAACACCCUGCCGCUGCCGCCCCACUACCAGCCCCCCACCAAGGCCCAGGAGCAGCCCCCGAUACCGAUGGGUCAACUCGGCUUCAGGAACUCGAGUGCGGGUCUCAGCCAGUGCAGUAACGACGGAGACAAGGCCACGAUUAAGGAUUCUCUGUUGUAAGCGCGGGUUGCGUGAACAUGAGGAGUCCCAAGUAUAAUGAAAAUCAGCAACGGUAUAUAAGAACUUUCGGUGCGUGUGUUCUGCGUCCGUUUGUUUGUUUUUUCCUGAGUGUGUAUUUUUGAAACGUGGACCACAUUAAGUAUAUACCAUCAACAUCAGUUAUUGCAUUUAAAGUUUUGCGACAUGCUGCGUAAUGCAUGUUGUCUAUGUGUGUGCGUCUGAAACAUUACAAACGCUGCCGGAAGAGGAUGUUGUAACGUUAAAGUGAACCACCUCGAGUAUUGCCAACAGCAGCAGCAGCAACACUAUAAAUUAUGCACCAUGCCGUGUGCUGCCGCCUUUAUGUUAUGAUAUGUUUUUGCAUGAUUAAAGCAACACAAAUGGUGCAAAAAUACAUAAUAAAAGGGUUUUAAAUUUGACAGUACAGCUUGCGUGACAAGUGUGCUGCGGCUUAUCUUUCAAGCAAGAAAAAGGGAGCAAGAGUGGGAAAUAAAAGUCAGUGUGGAUCGCCGCGACAGCCAUCAACACCAUUAAUUAGCAACACGUCAACCGCUCCAACGUGUUUGCUACUAUGAUUUUGUGUAAGGUCAACAGAACACACACUGUGCAGCAAUACGGGAUACAAGGGUAACUAUGGCGGUUCGGCCUGGCAGAUACCCAAAGUGUAAUAGUAUUGAAACGUGUGAGUCAUACCGUGUGUGUGUGUAUUUUCUUGUGUGUAAGACCCAGACACGGAAAGCGGCGCGAUGAUAUGCACAGAUCGAUGGCUAUACAAAUCUUUUCGGUGCUUAUUUUCUUCUUUGAUAGUGUCAAGAAAGAGUGUUCAAGAGCAUUAUCGGAAUUAGAAAUUUUAUUCGCUAUGUGUGUAUAUCAACUUUCUUAUGAGUGUUUCUGUUGGAAAGACAAAGCAAAACAAAAAAGACAACACUAUUACCGCUGGUAAUUCCUUGCUACGAGGGACAACAUUUUAGAGCGAAAACACCAACUUCCAGUGUCAUGCGUUCUGCUGUAAUAUUUUAUCCUGUGUCGAUGGGAAGACUCGCUCCUGGAGGGACGGACUACCUGAUUCGACAGACACGAGAGGAAAAUCGUAAUUAGUUCCAAAGGUCAGCGAGCGUGUGCGUCAAGGGUCCGUGGCGGGAAUAUACUGCCGGGACGCAACGAACAGGGCGGCAACCGGCAAGCUUUCCUGCCGUGUGCCGAUGUUUAUUUUUGGCUGUGUAAACUAAAAAGAAGGAAUGGAACAGAGUAUAACCAGCUGAAUGUCUUAAUGCUGAUAACGCUGUGCGAUAAAGAAAAUAAAUUAAUAACACCGUGACACGAGUUCCAUAAGUAUCAAAUGUCUGCGCUUACGAGAAGAGCUGUGUUCCGGGGCUGUCCAUCCCAGUGGAAAUAAAGGAGAGAAGAACAACAAGUUACUGAUAUAAUGAACUGGUGGCCGCGUAGCUAAAGACGGGUAAAGUAACGCGAGAUUCAACAGUAGCACCAAACUGACCAAGCUAUGAACAACAACAGCAACAACAACGACAACAACAACAACAACAACAACAACAACAACAACAACAAAUUCAACAUAUAUGUACGCUAUAUUGUGUGUGUGUGUGUGUGUGUGUGUGUGUGUGUGUGUGUGUGUGUGUGUGUGUGUGUGUGUGUGUGUGAGACUUUCUGCCUGCCUGCCUGUCUGUCUGUCUGUCUGUCUGUCAUUACCUGAAGCUCAUUAUCGUCUGGACGUCAAAAUAUCACACUUCUAAGGAGACACUUCAAAAAUUACAGGUAAGGACAGACGACAGGCAAGCAAGACAGAGAGCGCAGUAAGUCAAGUCACAAGCGAAGGUAAAUAAAACGUAAAGCGUGGUGUGUUGCCUCGAGGCGCGUGAGCCCGAGGCGGAGCAGGGCACGUCAACCCAACGAGGCGGAGUGAGGUGAAGCUGGGGCGGGGCGGGGCGGGGCGAGGCGAGGCGGCGCGACAGUUCCAGACAAUCUUCCUGGCUUUCAUGGUAGGCGUCGA